This is a messenger RNA of Kockovaella imperatae, 1914 nucleotides long. RefSeq names its product amidohydrolase family-domain-containing protein. The record is from RefSeq and is a predicted model, not a curated record. The transcript is spliced from 12 exons. NCBI's taxonomy places the organism in Eukaryota, Fungi, Basidiomycota, Tremellomycetes, Tremellales, Cuniculitremaceae. Gene Ontology annotation, molecular function: hydrolase activity, acting on carbon-nitrogen (but not peptide) bonds. Bases 1 to 1914 code for a protein of 637 amino acids.
AUGGCCCCUAAAGGAGAGAAAGAUCCGUUGCUCGAUGCGAUCAAGCCUGCGACGCCUCGUCAGGCGAGACCUCCUCGUCAUAUUCGACACCGUCAAGCUGGGAGAUCAUUACACCUAUCUCUGACUCUGGGGAUCCUGGCAUUGGUCGUGCUCUAUGCUAGGCAGAACAGAUCAUCAUUGAAUACCUACAACUACGGAGGGAAGAAGCUUCCGAUGAAGUACGCUGUCUGCUCUAGAGAAGGCAAGAAGAUCUACACUGUGCCUGAGGAAUCGGGUGUAGGUCCGGUAGAAUGUGUCGUCGUGCAGGGCAAAUACGUAGUAGAUACGGGCAGCAUGGCACAUGUCCGUCGCAAGUGGACAGAACCGCAGAGCCAGGCGACAUGGCAGUGGACGUCAAAAAUGAAAGUCUUCUAUCUCCCUGAAGGACACACCAUGACGCCAGGUCUGAUCGAUUCACAUGGGCAUCCGCUACAAUAUGGACUGAGUCGUCAACUCCAAUUGACAGGCUCGACGUCUAUACCAGAGAUCGUUGAGCGGGUAGAGGAUUACGUACGAAGUAGCAACUUGCCGCCUGGUACAUGGAUCGAGGGUCUUGGCUGGGAUCAAAAUAUCUGGCCGGUCAAGGAGUUUCCGACAGCCACUGAUCUCGAUACACCUCUUUUGAAAGAUAAACCCAUCAUCUUGUCCAGGGUGGACGUUCACGCCAUCUGGGUAUCCCAUGCCGUACUUGCGCAACUUGGCCCCUUACCAGACACCGUCGAAGGUGGCAAGAUUGUCCGGGGCGCGUCAGGGGAACCCACUGGAGUCUUUAUCGACAACGCCAUGGAUCUCGUUAUGGCUAAGAAACCGCCAUACACGGAAGCUCAGUUAUCCAUGUCCAUCGAGAGAAUGAUGGAUGACGCACUUGCAAAGGGGAUGACGGGCGUCCACGAUGCCAUGCUAUCUCAGAAUUAUGUCCCGGUAUUCGAGAAAUGGGCCAAAGAAGGCAAACUCCGAAUGCGUUUUUACUCCAUGCUACGAUGCACAGAUCGCGAUGCAUAUUGUGGCGACGCAAUCCAUCGAAUCUACGACGCCCAUGACGGUCGAUUUACCAUGCAGUCCGUCAAGCUCUUUGCAGACGGCGCGUUGGGAUCUCGUGGUGCCGCGCUGCUCGAAGAUUAUUCAGAUUCGCCAGGAUGGAAAGGGUUCCUCUUGUCUCCAGAAGAGACGUGGGGACCGUUGAUCAAGGCCUGGUAUGAUGGCGGCUGGCAAGUUAACGUCCAUACGAUUGGCGAUAAAGCGAAUCACGUCGUGGUGAACGCUAUAGAGGCUGCAUUGCAAGGCAAGGAUGCAGCUAGACAAUUCCGUUUGGAACAUGCUCAAAUCAUGGCUCUCGAUGAUCUCAACCGGGCCGCCAAGCUCGGAGUCAUCGCUAGCUAUCAGCCAACGCACGCCACGAGUGAUAUGAAAUAUGCCGAAGAUCGACUGGGCCCUGAACGAAUCAAAGGAGCUUACGCUUGGAAGACGUAUCUGAAGGCUGGCGGCAGGAUCGCCCUAGGCUCUGAUUUCCCAGUGGAAUCUAUCGAUCCCUUGAAAGGCUUCUACGCGGCUGUGACGCGGUUGGACGAAGAUGGGACAUCUCCCCACGGACUGAAUGGCUGGUACGCAAGUGAAAAACUGUCAAGAGAAGAGGCUCUCAGAGGGUUCACAAUCGAUGGCAAGUCGAUGACGACAAGGGGGUCCACAUUGACAAGUUUUACAGGAGCCUACGCAUCGUUCUCCAACUGUACUGGAUCCUUGGUCUCCGGGAAACGCUUUGACGCUGUGAUUUGGGAUGAUGACCUCUUGGAGGUUGAUCAGGGAGAGAUGUUGGAAGUGCAAGUCAAGGCGACGUUUCUCGAUGGGCAGUUGGCCUAUGGGUCGAUAAAGGGGUAG